AUGAAAUUGCUAAUCUAUGAAGAUUGGAAGAAUUCUGCUUCAUCUAGAGAUAAUUUCACAUUCUAAUAAGAGGUGAAAAUAUAAUCAGAAUGUUAUCAAAUAGCACGGGACUUUGAAAUUCUUUUAUAAAACAAUGAACAUAGCACAUUCAAUCAUUAUUUUUAAAAGGCACUUUCAAUAUUCCACAGAUUUGCUCAUUAAAUUUCUUUCAAGAAAUUCAAUAGACAUAUUUAUAUGGCAGCUUGUUUAUUUUUAUCAGCUAAGGAUAAUGAUAUGUUUGAUUGGUCUGUUAAGAGAUAUACAAAUGCUUUUAUUAGUUAUUGUAUAUCUAAAAAAACAGUAGAUCUUGAUGGUUUAAAGAUAGAAAACGAUGACUAAAACACUUUUAAAUUAAUUUCUGAAAAGAUUAUAGAUGCAGAAUCUCAUAUUUUAUAGAUGAUAGGUUACGACUUAAAUAUAGUAGUUCCAUAGAUAUACUUUCAGGAAGCAAAAAAUAAAUUAAUUGCUACAUAAGGAGAUAUUUAAUAGCUAUUUGAAUUCGCUUAGAAAUACUUAUUAGAUUUAUUCCUCAAUAAUGCAUGUUUAUAUUAUGAGCCAAAAAUAAUUACUCUUUGUGCAAUAACUAUGGCUAGCAAAUUAUUAAAAAUAACAAUAGCAGAUUUAUCUAAUGGAAAUCCUUGGAAUUCAUUAUUUGAUCAAAACUAAGAAUCAAAUAUUUAGACUUAAAAAGAAAUAUAAGAAAUGACUAAUUAUUUCGAUUAAUGCAUAUAAAUUCUAAAAAGCUGA
Messenger RNA from Paramecium sonneborni, 786 nucleotides. The record is from the annotation of a GenBank genome assembly. Lineage: Eukaryota; Ciliophora; Oligohymenophorea; Peniculida; Parameciidae.